Messenger RNA from Chinchilla lanigera (long-tailed chinchilla), 3514 nucleotides. RefSeq names its product solute carrier family 35 (UDP-GlcA/UDP-GalNAc transporter), member D1 (gene Slc35d1). Lineage: Eukaryota; Metazoa; Chordata; Mammalia; Rodentia; Chinchillidae. Gene Ontology annotation, molecular function: GDP-fucose transmembrane transporter activity; antiporter activity. Gene Ontology annotation, cellular component: Golgi apparatus. The record is from RefSeq and is a predicted model, not a curated record.
GUUUCCCUCCUCGCUGUGCGUGGGGCUCGGCCAGAUGGUGGCCACCGUGGCCGUGCUGUGGGCGGGCAAGGCCCUCAGAGUGGUCAAGUUCCCCGACUUGGACAGAAGUAUACCUCGCAAGACGUUUCCGCUACCUCUCCUGUACUUCGGGAACCAGAUCACGGGACUGUUCAGCACGAAGAGACUGAACCUGCCGAUGUUCACGGUGCUGAGGAGGUUCUCCAUCCUGUUCACGAUGCUUGCAGAAGGGGCUCUGCUCAAGAAGACUUUUUCUUGGGGUAUUAAAAUGACUGUAUUUGCAAUGAUUAUUGGCGCCUUUGUAGCUGCCAGCUCGGACCUGGCCUUUGACCUGGAAGGAUACGUUUUUAUUCUGAUAAACGAUGUCCUGACGGCAGCAAACGGCGCAUACGUGAAACAAAAACUUGACUCGAAAGAGCUGGGGAAGUACGGCCUGCUCUAUUACAACGCGCUGUUCAUGAUCCUGCCCACCCUGGCCAUCGCGUACUUCACAGGAGACGCCCAGAAGGCGCUGGAGUUCGAAGGCUGGGCAGACACCCUGUUCCUUCUGCAGUUCGCCCUCUCCUGCGUGAUGGGGUUCAUCCUGAUGUACGCCAUCGUGCUCUGCACGCAGUACAACUCUGCUCUGACCACCACGAUCGUGGGCUGUAUUAAGCAUCGCCGGGAGCCUGGUGUACUCCUACAUCACCUUCGCCGAGGAGCAGCUCAGCAAGCAGGCGGAGGCCAGUGGCAAGCUGGACAUCAAGGGGAAAGGAGCCGUGUGACCGUGGCCGCCGCUGCCCCGGCCGGGUGCUUCCGCGCCGUGAGAGCCGCCCUUCCUUUGCACGUGUACAAUCCUGGAUCGAUCGCUGCCUUUGGAAAUUUUAUGAGAGAAGCUUAGAAUCGACUCUAUUUUAAAUAUGUCAUGGGAAUUAAUUUAUAUCAGACUGGAAAAUGUUCUGGGCUUUUUAAUUUAUUUUUCUUCUAUCCUGACAGUGAGACCAAUGGGUUUUUUUUGUUGUUUUUUUGGUACCGGGACUCGAACUCAGGACCUUGUGCUUGCCAGGAAGGCUCUUGUGCCACCGAGCUACAUCCUUGGCCCUGGCCCCCGGGCUUUGAAACUUAUUUAUUCCACGGUUUGCUGUCCGGUGUCCUGAGAGCCACAUUCAUCCAGGGCCUCGCUGGUCAUGCUGUCCCUGGAGCGGGCUCCUCUCCCCUGCAGAGCUGCAGCUGGGGCUGCCAGGCCUCCUCCUUGAUGGCGUCACAGUGUCGUCACGGCCCUUGCCCCGACAGCAGCACUGGUUCCGGAAACCACAUGGGGUUUGGAGUGUGCUGCAGUCCCUGGGGCUCCGCACGAGCUCAGCGUGACCCUGAGAACACACUGUCCCCCUGGUCGCCUGGGCUGGGUGAGUCGGGUGGAGGCCGAGCUUCCCGUGGGGCAGAAGAGCAGGUGGCCGCUGUCGUCCCCGGCCCUGCCUGCCCUGGCCUGGGUCGUGGCCACUGUCAGUCUUCUGGAGCAACUCGACGGCCACGUGCAGGCGGCGGCUGAGCGGGCAGUUCCUGUGUCACGGAGCUUUGCUCUUCCUGUGGGUCCGUGUCCUUGUCCUCUGGACGUGCGGCUGUGUCCUGGCCUUGCUCCCUGGCUGAGCUCCCAGCCUCUGUCCCACCGCACUGCACCGGGAGCAGCCAGGAAGGUGCCAUCGAUCCCCUCGGAGGUAGCUGGACUGGGCGCCGCUGGAUUUUGACUUCUGAAACGUCACGUGGAGCGCAGCCCCUGAGCUCAUGGCCUUCCGCGAGGCAUCGCCGGCCUGCGGGAAGUGCAGUGGGAACGGAGCUGGCACCUUAGGGUCCUGCUCGUCUGUUUUACCAGUGACAAAAGACACAGAGGCCCGAGCCCACCCCUGCCUGGGGACAGAGCAGCCCUUGUGAGCGCGUGGGCCUCUCCCGGGCGGGCAGCCGGAGCAGCAGAGUCCGCUGUCGGCAGGGCGGCAGGUCCCCCUGUCCGCAGGCCCGGGACCCAGGGCCGGCCAGCUCCGUUGAUCUGCAGUUCUGCCGGCUGGACUUGGUGGGGCGCGAAGUGAGAGGCGACCCGUGCUCUGUCCCUUCUGGAGCCCGCGGAGGAGCGCACGGGGCCAGAUUGGCCUGGGGAAGGCUGUUGGGCCGGGCUCUGCGGGGCUCGGGGGCAGCUCCGCUCCGGCCUCCUGCUGGCUCCGGAGCUCCCUGUGCAGUCGGGGCUCCUGCCAGCCAGCAUCUUCUGGCCUCACCCAGCUGCAGUGACCGCGCGGCGGGCUGGGUGGGCACGGAGAGGCCCCUUGCUUCUGGGGCGCCUCCCAGGCCCGGCCCUCGCGGGUACGUUUUGCUGUGGUCACCUGGCAGCGCCCUCGAUGGCCGAGCGCCCUGGGGCGGUGGAGGCAGUGGGACUCCGUCCUGUGGGGCCUCUGGGGCGGGCGAGUGGGCGGCAGGGAGCUUCGGGGAAGCCAAGUGUGCGUGAGCUGCUCCCUGCGUGGUGGAGGUGGGGUCCUCUGCAGCCGUCCGCAGGCGUCCAGGCAGACUGGGGUGGCCACGGGUCCUGGCGCUUGGCCCGGGCCGCUGGUUCCGCAGUGGCUGAGCCUGCAGCUGCUGGGUGCCCUGCGCGCCCCGGGCUGCGGACAGCUGGUUCUCCUCUGUGGAGGACACCCACUUGCCCAGGCAGUUCGUGUCUGGCCUCUCAGGUGACUGUGUGGUACCUUCGCCGGGAGCAGAGUGAGAGCCAGAGCUGCUGAGCGAUGCCGGGCCCGCAAGGGGGAGGUGCUAGAUGCUAAAACCCUACCCCCGGGGCUCGGACAGCGCUUUUGUUUGCACACCAUCUUCCCUCAGGUGCCUAUGGACAGUGCUGUGGCCGCUGUGGGAUGCGGGUGAUUCUUCCUGUUUUUUUAAAAGAACAACUUUGGUGUUACGUUAAAAAAGGGAAAACAUUUUUUAUCUCAGAAGACCUGCAUUUCAUAGUGGUGAUUCAAUUAAAACCUCAGCUCCCCGCUCCACCAAACGCAGCCCUGUGGAGGUGAGAUCCUCUUCCAGUCUAAAGUUCAUGCUGGACACACCUGGCCUCCUGUCCCACUGCAGCUGCCAGUGCGCCACCACUCUCCUCCAGACCUGUGUGCCAGCUCCUACUCCGAGGGUGCAGGUCCUUGUGUGGAAAGACAUGCCCCGGAGUUCUCGGUUUUCUAAGGCUUUGUUUAGUUUGAAGAUCCUUUUUAAAAAAGAAAUCUACUGGUUAGAUUUACGGUCUCACAAAAAUGUUUUUAGAGAUUGUUUUGUUCCUGAACAUUUUCUUUCUCAUGCUGAUGACCAACUUGAUUUUUGUCUACAAAUGUUAGCCUCUCACGAUAUUUUUUCAAUAUAGAUUUAUUCUAUUUACCAAGUUAUUAUUUUUUAAAGGUACUGAGGGUUGAGUCAUGUAAAUCAGGUGAUAUAACAUGAAAAUUAUGUGCCUAAAUAUUUUUGUUAAUGGUGUCAAAUAAAUACUUUUUCCUGGAAA